This is a messenger RNA of Peronospora farinosa, 1476 nucleotides long. Lineage: Eukaryota; Oomycota; Peronosporomycetes; Peronosporales; Peronosporaceae. The record is from the annotation of a GenBank genome assembly.
AUGCCGCGCAAAGCAUUUUUCACCGCAGAGGACGCCAAGGCAGCUUUUAGCCUCUUCUGCUGCGUCUAUGGCAUUGGAACACUUGGUAUGCCCGGCAACUUCUCACGCGCUGGUCCUGCUAUCGCAAUCGUAGCCAUGGCCUUCAUGGCCUUCGCCAAUGUGUACGGUGCAGUGGCCAUCUGUCGUGUCAUGCUUCUCGCACCAACGUCCGUCAAAACCUACGGUGAUCUUGGCGAGUGGUGCAUGGGUAAACCGGGUCGCUACCUUUCGGUCAUCGCGCAGAUGGGCAACUGUCUGCUGGUACCAUGCGUAUUCCUAGUGCUGGGUGGCACGCUACUGGAUGGUCUCUUUCCGGACGCCUUCAGCACGACGACGUGGAUUAUCCUCAUGGCACUCUCGUGCAUACCUGUGUGUCUGGUACCGACUCUGAAUGAAGGAGCUGGCGCCGCUUUUGCCGGUUGUAUGAGUACCAUCAUCACGGACGUGAUCGGUGUUGGCAUCAUGAUGUAUGGCAUGCGUGACCACCCAACUGUUCCCAAGCCCGACCUUAACUUGAAGCAAAUAACUAGUGCAUUCGGCAACUUGGCCCUUGCGUACGGUGCCGGCAUUGUGAUUCCGUCACUUCAGCGUCAGCACAGCGAUCCCACCCGCAUGCCACGGAUAGUGGGGGUCACGAUGUCAUUCAUCUCGUGCUGUUUCCUGAUUCUUGCCACCACAGCGUACUCAGCAGUUGGCUGCCAGAUUUCGGGCAAUCUCCUGUUCAGUAUCUACCCUGACUCGGAAACGGGACUAACCACUCUCGGUUUCAAAUCAGAUUGGGGUAUGGUCGUCCUAGCCUACCUCUUCAUGCAGCUUCACAUUACGAUUGCCUUCUCGGUUAUUCUGAACCCUGCCUUCUACAUUGCUGAGCGCAUUGUGCUUGGCAUGCACAAGCCUGCCGUCUUUGACGUCGAGAACAAUUUGUAUGCAUAUGCUGAUGCUACUACUCCUGACCCUACUGAACUCUCGGCCAAAGAGUCUCGUGUUUCCAAGCGCUCUUUUAUUUCUGUCACCAAUAGCGAGAACAUAUACUGUAAUGACCUCGAGGCAGAGGCCACCGAGUACAGCGGUGCGAACACUAUCAAGUACAUCGCACUUCGACUCGCCAUGAUCACGGGACUGGUAAUCGCAUCUGUGCUUUUAAAGGAUCAUUUCCACGACUUGGCCGACUUCACAGGGGCAUCGUGUAUCACGGCAAAUUCCAUCGUUUUACCGAUCGUGUUUUUGCUGAAAAAGAAGUGGAUCGUCAUACCGGUCUGGGAGAAAAUUCCAGCGCUGAUUGUUGUUGUGGUCUGCUUCUGUUUGGGCUGCUACGUGACGUACACGUCAGGCAAGAAUUUGUUCGCUCACAGUGACGACGACACGGCCUUCCCCUUCUGCGCGCCGGAGUUCCAAAACACCGUGUACUAUAACUACACGGCCGAGCACGAAAGCUAG